GCAAGGCGCUCUGGCACCCCAGGCAGCGUCAUCGUUAGGGACCAGAGUUAACGCGGGCCAGGGCCGGCCGCACCCCUGGGAGCCGAGGAUCCAGGCUGCUCCUGGGCACAACAGGCACCGACUCCCCUACUGCUGCUGGGUCAGCGCCAGCCCCCCAGAGCAUUGUGGGCCCAGGCAUGAGGGGUGUUUCCUUUUGUCUGUCACUUCAUCUGCACCUGGGCCUGAAACCUCCGCGCAGAGGGCUGGACUGUGCUGCGCAACGUUCUUCCCUGAACAGUCCCAGAUCAGCGCGGGUCUCGGAGCCAAGUUAUGAUCUGCUAAACUGAAGACUUGGCUUGCAGAUUUGUAGUUUAAACGCACCGCAUGGCUUUAGGACGUUACCCAGAGGGGUGAUGUGGCUGGGGACCUAUCUGAGAUUACAAAUUAACAGAGUUAAAUUACCUGUAAAAAAAAAAAUAUAUAUACCAUCUGCUCUGCUGAGCAUUUCUUUACCCGGACUCUACUGCGAUUUUUUUCCCCAGAUAAAAAUCGUAUGCAGUAUUUUUUCAUGGUCAUUCAAAUUCUAGGGGAUAAGUUUCCAUACAGUCUGGUUGCAAAAAAAAUUGACUUACCAGAAUAUCAAGGAGAACCAGAUGAAAUUUCCAUUCAGAAAUGCAGGGAAGCUGCAAAACAGAUCCAGGGACCUGUUAUAGUAGAAGAUACUUGCUUGUGUUUCAAUGCCUUGGGGGGACUCCCAGGACCAUACAUAAAAUGGUUUCUAGAAAAGUUAAAACCAGAAGGACUGUACAAGCUGUUGGCAGGGUUUGAGGACAAGUCUGCCUAUGCUGUUUGCACCUUUGCGUUCAGCUCUGGAAACCUGGAGGACCCAGUGAAGCUGUUCAAAGGCAAAACUUGUGGUCACAUAGUUGAACCUAGAGGCCCCAGAGACUUUGGCUGGGAUCCAUGCUUCCAACCUGAUGGUUAUGAAAAGACGUAUGCAGAAUUGCCUAAAGCAGUGAAGAAUUCCAUCUCUCAUCGCUAUAGAGCACUAAAUGAACUCUCCAAUUACUUCAUCCAGCAGAGUAACUCAACAGAUGCCACCUCCAGUCCCAGUUAGUUUUUUCUUUGAAGCCCAUACUUCAUACAGAAAGCUCUGUGUAAAAUAUAAUGUCCAUUUGUAGUUGUUUGUACAGUGUGUACAUUAAAGCUGCUCAUUUUAAAGCCA
Molecule: messenger RNA, 1204 nt
Organism: Alligator mississippiensis (American alligator)
Lineage: Eukaryota; Metazoa; Chordata; Crocodylia; Alligatoridae
Gene: ITPA
Product: inosine triphosphatase
Exons: 8
Coding region: 533-1096 (187 amino acids)
Biological process (GO): nucleoside triphosphate catabolic process
Cellular component (GO): cytoplasm
Molecular function (GO): nucleoside triphosphate diphosphatase activity
Source: RefSeq, a predicted model, not a curated record